GGGAUUUUCUGUGAAAGCCGCAUGUCACACCACACAGUCAUCAUGCAUAAGCCAACAAAAGAUGAUAUUUAUGCAUACGCUCUCUCCAAGACUCUGACCAAAGUCUCAUCACCUGCGACUGUGGGACUCUACUCUGAAUGUCAGAAUCGCAUUAACAUGAUCCUCAGACAAAUGGAAGUGAACAUGAAGCGGGAGACUCUGAGGAUCGAGCAGGAGCACACAAAGAAACCGAAGCCUCGCCCGGUUCCCGCUUCAGUCACCUGCUUUUUUGCUCUGAUCGGCCGAAUGCUCUUCUACAGACCCAUUUGGACCGUGCGGAACCAGCAGCACCACAACAUCAGGUUCAUUUAUGUACAUUUCAGUGCCUGGCAUUUUGCAGGCAGCGACCUGCUGUGGGCCGGGAUUGCCAUGCGACUGCUGAACGCCAUGCAGAUGAGCUUUGGGAAAUUACAGCUUGUGCUGUACCGAGUCGGUCAACAUGAUGAAGAGUUGGAAGUCCAGAAGAAGAUAGUGGAGGAUGGUCCCAGAGACUGGAGGUCCAAAAAGAUCUGCUGUUGCCCUCUGUGGUCUCUCUGCCUGUUCAUCCUCUUAGUACCAAUGGUAGUCCUGGUGGUCAUGUUGACUUUUGGAGCUACCAAACCCGAGCUGGAACCAGGCCAGGGGGGGAAUUCAACAGCUAGCAAGGUGGGCGUGCUGGAGGGUCUGUUCAUCGCUGCUUUAGGACUCCCGGCAGCAAGCGCAUUUAGGUUUAUCUUCCAGAUGGGGAAGAACCUGAUCUUCAGUGAGGAUAUGAACCUCAGGAGUGGGAUGGAUAACGAGAAGAUCAGUAGCCAGCUAGGCUUCAUGAGUGAAGUGAGGAAGGAAAUGUGGUUUCUGACUCGCUUCCUACAGUUUAUGGAAGUGUUUGAGAGGAGGAGGAUCCGAGUGGUGCUGAAGAUCACUAAUCUGGAUCGAUGUGCCCCAAAGAAAAUCGUUGCAGUUUUAGAUGCAAUCAACAUCCUUCUCUCUGAAGAGGAGAGUCCUUUCAUUUCCAUUCUGGCAGUCAACCCUGAGGUUCUCGUGCAGAAGGUGAACUUUGCAGACGGUGUUUUCAGCAAAGAGGACAGAGCUUACGCGCUGCUGAACUGCAUCGUGACUCUGGCCUUCACGGUGCCUCCGCUGAGCGAUGAUUCAAAACACAGUUUGUUUAACAGCCUGACCAGAGACUCAACAGAGGACGGACUCAGAACCAGGAGCCUGAGAAACAAAUCCUCCUCUGAUGUCUCUUUGGUGGAGAUAGUUCUGGCUAACAAAGAGUCAAAGCCGCUGAUUGAUAAAACUACAGCAGCCGUGGACGUCAACGAGGAGGAGGUGGAGAAGUUAGUGAGGGGCAUCCUGAGCAACAAUGAGAGGAAGCUGGACCGGUACAUGGUGGAUGACGCCAUGUCCAUGAGGAGGGUGAUCAACGCCAUCCGAGUCACCGUGAUCAUCAUGAAGGCCUUGAAGAAAGAGCUUCCUCAACCAGAGCACAUCGCAGCGUGGGUGGUCUUAGCCAACGAGUGGCCCUGCCGCCUCAGCUGGAUCAUCCAGUGUCAGGAAGACGCUCAGCAGAGAGCAGGUAUCGAUGGUGAGAAGGAGGCCAACGCUGACGAGUCAAAGACCUUGUGGGAAGUCUUCAGUGAGUCCAGAGCGGAGCUCUACGUAAUGAGCACACAGAUCGAAGACCUCCUCGAUCAAGACGGAGACCCUGAGAUGUUUGAACGGUUUCUCAAAGUGGAUUUCAAAUUCACCGUGAAGGACCUGAAGUCCUUUGAGGAGGCGACUGUGAACCUGGAUCACUCCGUCAGGAAGGAGCUGGCUCAGAUCAGAGGCACAUCCAGGCUGAAAGACUCUGGCUGGAUGAGAGACCUCGCUCCUCUUCCAAUCACAACCGUCAUCAAAAUGAAAACAGAGGACGUUUGUGAAGAGUUGAAGAGGUUGGAAUACCCUGAUAAGUAUAAUGAUAUUGUGAGGAGCAAUAACCUCAGUGGUUCGGCUCUGGUCUUUGGUGACGCUGCUGACCUUAAGAGCAUCCUGAACAUGACACUUGGGGAAUGGGCAACAUUCAGGCUGCACUUCCUUCCACACUUACCGUCUCACCUCCGACCGGCACACAGGAAAACAUCGGCAACUCUUCCUCGUCCUCAGAACCAGCUGUCCAGAUUAUAUGCUGCCAAUCAUCACUCCUCGAACACAUAGACGGUGGUCAGUCUAUGCUCUUACCUCAGUGUAGAGAACCAUUUCAGUUUAUAUUUUUAAUAUUUUUAAUGUUUGUGUUAGCACCCUGUUCUUUAUUACACUGAAACAAACGUAAAGGUGUUAUGUGAAAGGGUUUAUUAUAAACAAUAGUCUUAUAUUUUUAUGUAAAUGUGUGAUAGAGGAAAAAGGAAGAUGAGAAGCUGUGAAAUGUUGUUUCCUUUAACAACAUAAAGACCAAAAGCUGUGAUAUCUAGCUCUCUAACUCUAUCUUUGUUUCAAGUGUUUCAUCACUUAUUGAGGCUGUAGCACCGUGCAUGUGCUCCUCAUGCACAAAGCUGCAGGUGUGUGUUUUGCAUGCUCUAUAUUGAUUGUAGCGACAUUUUUUUAUGUUUUCUUUAAUUGUAAGUUUUACUGUAACUCUAAUCAGGAAUCAGGAAUCCAUUACAUGUGUGCUUAUGCUAUAAAUCCUGAAUGUAUGAUGCAUGUUUUCCUUUCAGCAGCCACAUUA
Messenger RNA from Notolabrus celidotus (New Zealand spotty), 2725 nucleotides. It is a transcript of the gene nkpd1, whose product is annotated as NTPase, KAP family P-loop domain containing 1. Lineage: Eukaryota; Metazoa; Chordata; Actinopteri; Labriformes; Labridae. The coding region runs from base 22 to 2217 and encodes 731 amino acids. The record is from RefSeq and is a predicted model, not a curated record. The transcript is spliced from 5 exons.